Molecule: messenger RNA, 1883 nt
Organism: Betta splendens (Siamese fighting fish)
Lineage: Eukaryota; Metazoa; Chordata; Actinopteri; Anabantiformes; Osphronemidae
Gene: creg1
Product: cellular repressor of E1A-stimulated genes 1
Exons: 4
Coding region: 70-687 (205 amino acids)
Source: RefSeq, a predicted model, not a curated record
CCGUAGGGCGGAAGUGCGCUUGUUUACCUCUACUUCGUACCCACACUCGUCUGCUAGUCAUCAGACACCAUGAAGCCGUCUCUGCGCCCCGGGUUCCCGCUGCUGCUCGGCCUCCUGUGCGCCGCUGCCUCCGCGUCCUGCUCGCGGUUCCACAUACCGCCCCACGACCAGGUGGCCCGCGUCGCUCGCUAUGUCGUCCACCAGUGCGACUGGGCCUCCAUGGCCACCAUCUCCACCCACCAGCCGGUGGCGGGGCAACCGUUCUCCAACGCCUUCUCGAUCAGCGAUGGCCCGGAGCAGUCCAGCUCCGGGGUCCCCUACCUGUACCUGACCCGCAUGGAGAUCUCCGUGCAGGACCUGCAGGUGAACCCUGCAGCGUCUUUGUCCAUGUCUCUAGCUCAGACUGAUUACUGCAGAAAGCAGCAGUUUGACCCUCAGAGUCCUCUGUGUGCACACGUCAUCCUGUCUGGAACUGUCAUUGAUGUGAAUGGGACGGAGGAGGCAGCUUUUGCUAAGAAAGCGCUGUUCAAUCGACACCCAGAGAUGAUCGACUGGCCUUCAGACCACAACUGGUUCUUUGCAAAGUUCAACAUCACACAGGUUUGGGUGUUGGAUUAUUUUGGCGGUGUGAAGACAGUCACUCCAGAGGAAUACUUCCAGGCCUCACCUCACAGGAAGCAUCAUUGACAGAAAGCUGCAGGUUUUCUAUAACAUGAGAAUUUAAACCAUUUUUCAUAUGUCAUUUGAGCAGGCUAAUUAAACUACUAGCUACUGAUCAAUGAAAGGACAAACUUCUCAGUGUGGAAACACGUCAGUGAUGAUGUCACCCAGCUCUGUUUCAUCUGCUUUCUACCAGUUGCUCUCUCUUUCCAGCAGAUGAGAAACUAACAGACUCCUCUGGAAUCUAUGAGACAACAUUGUUGUUUGUGUGUGUGUGUGUGUGUGUGUGUGUGUGUGUGUGUGUGUGUGUGUGUGUGUGUGUGUGUGUGUGUGUGUGUGUGUGUGUGUGUGUGUGUGUGUGUGUGUGUGUGUGUGUGUGUGUGUGUGUGUGCAGCAGAUCAGUGGAGCACAAGCAGGUGACUGAACACUUGAGUUCGGAGAUGUGCUUGAGGUUGUCAGUUUGAAUCCCACAUCUUGCAUUUUAAAGCCAAGCAUUAUUUUACAUAGUUGCAGAGUUGCAGUGUUUUUCUUUUUAAUUUUGUGAGCUGUAUAAACUUGAAUGUUUGCUUUAUUUUUUAAUUGGAAGCUUUGUGCUGUAUUUAUCAGGAUUGUUUGUCUGUAACACUUAUUCCAAUAUUUGUUUCAUAUUUUGUGAUUUGACAAAUUAGUUUGAGUUUAACUCCACCUUAGGGUAAGUGUGUGUGUGUGUGUGUGUGUGUGUGUGUGUGUGUGUGUGUGUGUGUGUGUGUGUGUGUGUGUGCGUGCGUGCGUGCGUGCGUGUGUGUGCGUGUGCGUGUGCGUGUGUGUGAAAAACUGUAAUGUCAGAGACCUGCCUCUAUGGGGAGCCACUGAGCUAAUAAUGAAUUCCAAGCAGGUAAACAAUCAUCUACACAUAUUCUACAUUUUUGUAUUUACUGCAGAGGAAUAGGAAUAUUUUAUAAAUAUAAUUAUAUUUUAUAUACCCGUGAAAAAUACACAAACUCACAUGGGUUUGUUUCCUGGCUCUCUGUGAUAUUAGUCACUGAUCUAAAGGUUAAUUUAAACAUUUCUUUGAAAAAUAGAGCCUCUUGAAGUGAAAAAGCAACAGGAAACAUUCAUGCUCUAAUCCACUUUAUAACUUUAGCAGAACCAAAGUGAAUUAUGGUGAAGGCAUUGUCUGAGCAUUGUCAGUAGAAUGAUAAUAAAGCGGUGUGCUUUUAAAAACAAUAAAACUUUAAAAAGCU